Neoarthrinium moseri is the source of this 1536-nucleotide messenger RNA. RefSeq lists its product as uncharacterized. The record is from RefSeq and is a predicted model, not a curated record. Gene Ontology annotation, biological process: dipeptide transport; transmembrane transport; tripeptide transport. The coding region runs from base 1 to 1536 and encodes 511 amino acids. Lineage: Eukaryota; Fungi; Ascomycota; Sordariomycetes; Amphisphaeriales; Apiosporaceae. Gene Ontology annotation, molecular function: dipeptide transmembrane transporter activity; allantoate transmembrane transporter activity. Gene Ontology annotation, cellular component: plasma membrane. The transcript has 3 exons.
AUGAGUGAUAGCAACGGUAUCGAAACCGCUGAUGCGGAUCAGCGUUCUGCAGCAGGGCGGGAAAAUCCAAUGAAGGGCGACAUAGCUGACGAAGGCUAUGAGCUAUUUCAGGACUCUACGCCUGAGGUCUCACAAGAUGCAUCCGAAGCCGUUCGUCGUAAGAUCGAUCUCCACUUGCUCCCCCUCAUGUGUGCACUGUAUGGUCUCAACUAUGUCGACAAGGUCGCGAACGGUUGGGCGGUGCUGUUCGACUUGAGGGCUGACCUCGGCCUUGUUGGAACCGAGUAUGCUUGGGCUAGCUCCAUGUUCUACUUCGGCUAUCUGGUUGCCCAAUAUCCUGCCAACUACAUCUUGCAGCGAUACCAAACUGCAAGAGUAUUGAGUAUAUCUGUUAUCACCUGGGGAAUACUGAUGCUAGGCCAUCUGGGGCUGAAAAACUUUGCCGGCUUCAUGGUUAUUCGCUUUCUUCUCGGCGUUGCCGAGUCAGUUGUCACUCCUGGAUUUGUGCUGUACACAUCAAUGUUCUAUACGCGGAAGGAGCAGGUGAUGCGGACUAUGCUAUGGGCGGCCAUGCAAGGAGCAUUUAGCAUCGUCACAGCGCUGAUGUCGUACGGGCUGGGGCACAUUACGAACACAGCCCUCAGACCUUGGAUGUACAUUUUCCUCGUUCUGGGCCUCCUAAGUCUCCUGGUCGGGUUUGGUUGGCUCUUUUUAAUGCCGCAAACUCCCAACAAAGCCAGGUUUCUUUCCCCAGAGGAGCGAGUGAUCGCAGUCCAACGUGUUGCAGGAAACAUGAUGGGAAUCAAGGGUUACCAGUGGAAGAAUUACCAAAUGUGGCAUGCCCUCAUUGACCCGAAGGUCUGGCUAAUUCUUGCGUUCGUUUUCUUCACGCAGCUACCAAAUGGGGGACUUACGAGUUUUGGUUCAUUGGUUAUAUCUGGGUUCGGAUUUGAUUCGUUCAAGACCUUGCUUAUCGGGCUACCAUCCAGCGUUGUCAGUGCAGGUAGCAUGAUUGUAUGGGGAACAUUUUCGAUCAAAUAUGGCAAUCUGCGGACCUGGGGCAUGAUCUUGCCACUCCUGCCAGCCAUCGCUGGCAUCGCAGCUGUAUACGGUACGAUGGACACUGGGUCUAAUAAGUAUGGAAGGGUGGUCGCCUACUGGCUUAUCAAUUCGUACGCAGUGACAUGGCCUUUCGUCCUCACCAUAAUUGGUCAGGAUAUCGCGGGACACACCAAACGGGCAUUUACGAACACGCUGAUGCUGAUUCUAUUCGCAACUGGCAAUAUUGCUGGCCCCUUUUUCUUCCGGAACCAAGAUGCCCCGAAGUAUGUGCUAGCGAUAGCGAGCAUACUUGUCUUCUUCUGUGUCUCUCUCCUUUGUGCGGUAAUACUGCGAUUCUACAUGAUCUGGGAAAAUAGGAGAAGAGACCGGGUUUAUGGAGCUGUGAACACUACUGAGGCUAAGGUAGAUGGCAUGAGGACUGGCAUGCAUGACAAGACAGACCAGGAAAACACAGAUUUUAGAUAUGUCUUAUAA